Betta splendens (Siamese fighting fish) is the source of this 2419-nucleotide messenger RNA. It is a transcript of the gene cd81a, whose product is annotated as CD81 molecule a. The record is from RefSeq and is a predicted model, not a curated record. The transcript has 8 exons. Lineage: Eukaryota; Metazoa; Chordata; Actinopteri; Anabantiformes; Osphronemidae. The coding region runs from base 206 to 925 and encodes 239 amino acids. Gene Ontology annotation, cellular component: membrane.
CCAUUGGUCUACGUGUGAUCAGUCAAAUCUUCGCCCGGAUGACGUCGUAACGCGCCCUUGAGGGAGGAGUUUGGGUGUUGCCUCGGUCUCGGAGCCGAGUGAGCCCCAGUUGUGACGGAGCCACUCGCGCCUCGUCCUGUCUCCGGCCUACAGCUGCCACCGUCUCGCGAAGUCUGCGUCGUAAACAUCCACCCAACGGUCCGCCAUGGGAGUCGAAGGCUGCACCAAAUGCAUCAAGUAUACGCUUUUCUUCUUCAACUUCAUCUUCUGGCUUGCAGGGGGUGUAAUCCUGGGUGUUGCCCUGUGGUUGAGACAUGAUCCGCAGACAAGCAAGUUGCUGCAUCUGGAAUAUGAUGGAGUCCAUGCCCCCGCCACCUUCUACACAAGUGUCCACAUCCUAAUUGCCGUCGGUGCUGUGAUGAUGGUUGUCGGUUUCCUCGGGUGCUAUGGUGCCAUUCAGGAGUCCCAGUGCCUGUUGGGAACUUUCUUCGCCUGCCUUGUCAUCUUGUUUGCCUGUGAGGUGGCAGGUGGAAUCUGGGGCUUUAUGCACAAAGACACUGUGUCAGAAGAGAUGAUCAAGUUCUAUGACUUUCUGUAUGACAAAGCCAUGGAAAAAAGCGUCAUUGAUCCGGAUAAGAAGGAGCCUCUUAGCAAUGCGCUCAAGGUUUUCCACUACACGCUGAAAUGCUGUGGUAAGAGCCAGGUGACCAACUUUCUAACACAAAUAUCUGAGAAGCUUGGCGUCACCGAUAUCUGCCCCUCUCCAGUUACUACAACUAGUUGCCACCAACAAAUCCGUAGCUUGUUCUCAGAUAAUAUUUCCUACAUUGGAAGUGCUGCUCUGGCGGUUGCAGUGAUUCUGAUCUUUGAGAUGAUCUUCAGCAUGGUGCUGUGCUGCGGGAUCCGCAACAGCCCAGUGUACUAAAGGGACACGUCCCAGCCUGAAGGAAGCAUUUUCUCAUUUUUAUUAGCUCUUGUUUCUCUUCUAAGCAGGAAAUGCCACAUAUAUCGCUUGCUGGAUUUAGUCAGCUCUUUGUGAAGACGACGUAAACCAUCCUUCCAUCGAUCGUUCUAGUUACACUGUCAUUGUAGUUGUUCUCUUGAUCACAAUGCAUAUUUGACCAGUGCUAACCUAAACCUGAUAUGUAGGUAUUUGUAUCACACUGUCACAAAUGAGUUGUAUUGUUCACCAGUUUUGGUGCUUUAAUCCUUUUUAAGGAUUCAUUAGUUGUUUACUACUUUCUUCGAUAUGAACAUGCUCUUCUUUUUUUUUUUUCACUGUCUUAUGUAUAAACUGUAUAUAAAUAUAUAUGUUAACAGUGCUUUAUGACUGCCUGAGCAUGGAUAUUGUACUACAUUAGAAAGCCCCUCCCCUCCCAAAUAUUCUUCCUGCACUCUGUUUGUCUUCCCUUAGACUAAAUCGCAUAAUUGUGUAUAUAACCACUAGUGUUGGCCUUAGGUUCUCCAUGUCAGUUAAUCUUUGAAGCUGGAACCAAAAUCUAAGUGACCUGAUACCAUGUCAUAACCCGCCCCCUCACACACACGCCCUUAUUGUGUUUCUCCAGCUUCACAGCCUACUAACCUCCAUCACUGUCCCCGUCCAUGUAAUACCUGCUCCCAGUAUAGGGCGCAAAAGCUGUUCAGCUGUUCACCCCAGCUCAUUGUACUCCUGCAUUCAUGCACGGGCAUGUGUAUUUGUCGCGCACAUACUGACCAUGCUUUUAAACAUGUAGGUUUGCCCAAUGCAGAGAUGGUUCACUGCUCACGACCGUGAUGGUUGUUUUUUUUUUUUUUGUUUGUUUUUUUCCAAUAGUUAAAUUGAAGGGAAGGCUCAUACAGGUGGUGGUGCUUGUAAUUAAUGCGCAGCUAAAUGAACCACAAUAGUGUUGAAUCGGUGUGCCUGCCUGCUGAAGCUCCCACCUGGGACCUGUCUAUGUAGUGACAUCAUGUUCUUGCCUAGUUUCACGCAUCAUUUAUACUGUCAUGUUGUGUAACCUUCCAUAUUGUCAGCCAACUAAAACCCUUGUCUUGUUAACAUCUCAUACCUAAACUGAGCAACCGUAAACAUGUCUUUUGAUGUAUUUUACUAAUGGAGACUGUAGAAAGACAAUGUAUGCCUGUGUAUUGUAAUACCUUCACCGUUUAUGACAUCAGAUGUGUGUGGACACAAGGGGUGGAGGACUUUAAAGCAGUGAUCAAGUGGAAGUCAAACCAUCAUCCAGUUCCUACAUAAAGAAGAAGACAUCACUAGUGUCGUCCAGUGAUGAAGGGAACAGGUCUCCUUCUCUGACAGUAAAGUCCAUAUCGCUGCCUUUUCAAAUUGAGAACUGCCACUUACUGUAGGACCCACUGCCUCUUAAAGCUCGGCCCCAACUUCGGUUUGCCCAAAUAUAAAGGGAUUAAAUGUAUUUUACAAAUA